CUCAGCCUGCGCGUUUCUUGCCGGACGUCUAUCCAAAUACUGUGGCAAGAACAUUCUACUCGCGGUUGCUGGAGUCGUUAGUUUCGUUUUAAUGACAGUGUUGUUGACCUGGGAACCGUCACCCGAAGAUGUUGUCAUCUUUUUCGUCAUUACCGGUGGUUGGGGAUUGGCUGAUGGCAUCUGGCAGACACAGUUAAGUACUAUUCUCGGUGAUCUGUUCGGAGAGCAGUUGGAAGCUAUCUUCGCUCUUGGAAAGAUGUUACAAGCUUUAGGGUUCACCGUCACUUUCGCCUACAGUGGAUUGCUUCCAGUAUUCGCCAAAAUCUACAUCCUUGGCACCGUUUUAUUCGUCUCUCUGCUUGGUUACGUGAUUUUAGAACUCAGAUUGCGUGGCAAGAGUCAACCUUGUGGUCGCCGUGCAGUGUUGGAAGAUGGCUAUGAUAUUACGCAAAUUUAAAGAAAGCCGCAAUGUUUUUUUUUUAUUUUGUUUUGUGUGUAAAGGUAA
Messenger RNA from Saccoglossus kowalevskii, 505 nucleotides. Its product is annotated as N-acetylglucosamine transporter UNC93A-like. The record is from RefSeq and is a predicted model, not a curated record. Lineage: Eukaryota; Metazoa; Hemichordata; Enteropneusta; Harrimaniidae.